Messenger RNA from Gossypium raimondii (Peruvian cotton), 2898 nucleotides. Its product is annotated as probable protein S-acyltransferase 19. Gene Ontology annotation, cellular component: Golgi apparatus; endoplasmic reticulum. Gene Ontology annotation, biological process: protein targeting to membrane; peptidyl-L-cysteine S-palmitoylation. The transcript has 9 exons. Bases 384 to 2576 code for a protein of 730 amino acids. The record is from RefSeq and is a predicted model, not a curated record. NCBI's taxonomy places the organism in Eukaryota, Viridiplantae, Streptophyta, Magnoliopsida, Malvales, Malvaceae. Gene Ontology annotation, molecular function: protein-cysteine S-palmitoyltransferase activity.
UCUUUUUGUGUCAACGAUUUUCUCUUUUGUCAAUUUCUGCUUUUUUUAUAAAUUUUAUUUUUCCAACAGUUUUUCACAUUCUCUACUUUUUCUUCAAUCUUCUUCUAUCUUAUGACCCUUUCUCCCUAAAUGUUUUCCCUCUUAUGGCUUUCAUCUGAUUUUCACAUACUAACUUUGACUUCCCACUGCUAACACAUUACUAACAUUAGUUUUAUUUUUCUGGGUUUUUAAUUUGGUGUUUGGGUUUCAAAGAGGGAAACCCCAUUUCUUUCUCUUUGCUUCUUCCAAAGCUUUUUUCUAAUGGGAGUUUGUCACUAGGUUAUUUGUUUUUUGUAGUUAGGGUUUUCGGUUUUCUGGGUAGGUGUGAAUUUUGCAGAGGAUUUAUGAUGAGGAAGCAUGGAUGGCAAUUACCUGCUCAUACCUUUCAAGUUGUUGCAAUUACUGUGUUCUGCUUGUUAGUGGUUGCAUUUUAUGCUUUCUUCGCUCCUUUCGUUGGAGGGCGCAUUUGGGAAUAUGUUCUGGUUGGAACUUACUCACUGGUGGCACUCCUAGUUUUUAUACUUUAUGUUCGGUGUACUGCAAUUAACCCUGCUGAUCCUGGUAUCAUGUCAAAGUUUAUUGGUGGAUCAAACAAAUUUGAAAAGCAUGGGUUAUCAGUGAAGGAUUUACCUAGAAAAUACGAUGAGUUCGGCAGUGGACUGCAUUCAUCGCCAUCAACAGUUUCUAGAAGUUCCAGGGCAGCACCGAACUCAAGUAUGAAAGGUUCGGUGGAAGAUCCUGGAACAAUAGACGCUCCGACAGAGUAUACAAGCAGGAAAUCUUGUUGCAUUGGAGGAAUCUUUUGUGCUUUAUUUGUUCAUGAAGAUUGUCGCAAGCAGGAAGCGGCUGCCGAGCAAGGCAGUGAAGAUGCUUUGUAUUGUACGUUGUGCAAGGCUGAGGUGCGCAAGUUUAGUAAACAUUGUAGAAGCUGUGAUAAAUGUGUUGAUGGUUUUGAUCAUCACUGCCGGUGGUUAAACAAUUGUGUAGGACACAAAAAUUAUGUUACAUUCAUCUCUCUGAUGGCCGUCAGUAUUGUUUGGUUAGUUAUGGAAGCCGGUGUCGGUAUUGCUGUCCUAGUUCGUUGCUUUGUUAACAAGAAGGGCAUGGAGACUGAGAUUAUUGAUAGGCUUGGAAAUGGUUUUUCUCGGGCUCCAUUUGCAACAGUAGUGGCCGUAUGUACUGCAGUUUCUGUCCUGGCUUGUGUACCUCUGGGUGAACUUUUCUUCUUCCACAUUAUACUAAUUAGAAAGGGUAUUACAACCUAUGAAUAUGUUGUGGCAAUGAGAGUGAUGAGUGAAGCGCCUGCUGGAGCAUCCGUGGAUGAGGAGCUGCCCAAUGUGGUGUACUCUCCGUCUGGAUCAGCUACAACCGGCAUGAGUGGUGGAAGUUCGCUUGGCCUUCAGUACAAGGGGGCAUGGUGUACCCCUCCUAGAGUUUUUGUGGAUUACCAGGAUGAAGUUGUGCCUCAUUUGGAGCCUGGAAUGCUUCCGUCGACUGUUGACCCGGAUGCAGCUGGUUUUGCAGAAAGAGAGAAUAAGGGGCCUAAAAGGCCGGUUCGUAUUAGUGCGUGGAAGCUGGCAAAGUUAGAUUCUACUGAUGCUAUGAGAGCAGCAGCCAGAGCAAGAGCAUCCUCAUCUGUUCUUCGGCCUGUUGAUAAUCGUCGUAUGGGAGAUCCUGAACAUAGUUCCAGUGGCAACAUGAGCAUUAGAAGUAGUGUUAGCACAGAUACGGGUUUAAAUAAAGAGGUAAAGCAUGACCAGCGAUUAUCGCCACUAGGAAACUCUUUUGCUCCGAGUCAAGGUAGCCGUGAUGAGUACGAGACGGGAACUCAAAGCGUAAGUAGCUUCAGCAGUCCAAGCCAUAUUCACGAGUCGGUCUCACUUAGCCCAUUACCUCAAACUCAAGGUGGUCGUUUUAAUAUAGCUACCUCAGCUCCUGCCAUUCCUGAUCGUACCUUUAUGUCUAAUCCUUCAUUUCCUGUUAUCAACAAUCCCAUCAGACCUGGUCCGUCAGUUCCCGAUGAUAGGGUAAUGCAUAGGGGUUCAACCGUUGAUCCAUUGUUGCUUUCUGCUCCUGCUGCUUCUCUUCUUAGAGAUGUCAAAAGGACUUCGGUUGUAUGGGAUCAAGAAGCCGGUAGGUACGUAUCAGUCCCCGUUUCUGCAACCGAUGCUCGGAAUAGAUCGUCUAUACAAACGGGUUUGCCAAAUCCUAGUGGUGAAACUAGCAUGCAGGGUAGAAGGAUUGGUUUUCCGCAGCAGGAGUCGUCUUUGCAAGCAAGGGGUCCGGCACAACAGGCAGAGAAGCUACUGUAUACAGGAGACUCUAUUUUCUUUGGCGGCCCACUUUCGAGUGUUCCGGUUAGGGAUAGUUUGAGAAACGAUAAGGGUUCCGGUUUGAGGGAAGCUCAAGAAAGAGUAGGUCUGAACUUGCCUCGAGAAUCUAGAUUCAAAAGGGACUCGGUCUCGAACCAACUUCCUGUAUUUGUCCCUGGAGGCUUUGAAAACAAUUCUGCUGCAUCUGUUUCCGGUUUUAAGUAGAUUUCAGUCCAACUCCUAACGAAGUUUCUGCACAUUUUUCCCCUUGAAUCAAAGGGCAACAGAGAUCGAAAAAGCCUCUUGUCUGAGAUGCUUGUUCACUGGAACCUUGCAAUUUUGAUAUGUUGCUGACUAGAUUAUUGCAUGGUUCAAGUGGUCUCUUCCCGAAUGAUCCGAAAAAGCUCAAGAUUAUUUAUUUUCAGUUGGAUUUUUGUAUCGUCACUUGUAAGAUAAUUUUCAAGAUUUAUGGUUGAUGGUUAGAAACAUUUGUUGACAUUACUGCUAUUCAUGAUCAUGCUUCAAUCACAAGAAACAACAUUGUCAA